UGUUUUAAUCUGAGGUUUUAAUAUUACUCUUUGGAUCACAAUGACAUAAAAAUUUAGACAUAGAUAAUUUUAUGUGUCUUUUCUUGGUCUCUUUGCAUAGAUUACACGUAAUUGUAAUUUUUAAGCUUAUUAGGGAUCAUUUAUAUUUUGACUUAUCAGCUUAUUUUCUAUAUUAUUAUUAUUAAGACAAGUUAUUAAUUUUACUUAUUUUUGAGAAAUGAAAGCUAAAGGCCCUAAUCAUCCUUUUGUGGUAUGGGCUUCAUAUUUUUUAUGGCUCAUAUCUUUAUUUUCAAUAACGUGGUCGCUGCUGUUGUUUCUUUUUGUUGGAGAUAUGCUAAUAAUAACUGGAACUGAUCUGGUGAAUGCAUUCGUACUACUCUCGGGCAUAAUAAUGCUGCCUACUAAUGUGCACAUGUUGUAUUCUAUUGCAAGCGGAAAAAAACUUGACCAUAAAGCUAAGGUCGUUUGCUGUCCCAUCUGGCUGUGCAUAGUAUGGAUAAUAAUAAUUAAUUUUGUCGGGGUUAUACUAUGUAUCCAGAGGAUACGAUUAUGCCAAGAAACCGUCAUGAGGAAUUUAUCAAUGGGAAUGCGAAACUACAGGAAUAUGCCCAAAUACAAACAUUUUAUAGACAAUUUGCAGUGGGUGCUUGGCUGCUGCGGGCUCAAUUCAUACAAAGAUUGGUUUGAUCACGACUGGUGCGACAAAAUGCGAGACUAUGAAUGGGACCCGUCUAUUAAUAAACGCGUUGCUCAAAAUAAAAAACAACCAACGGCUACAGACAGCGUGCCACUGAGCUGUUGCAAAAGUGGAUCGUGUAUAUCAAAUUAUUUAUUGGAACUGGGUUCGUAUUCAAUUAACACAAAUGGCUGUGGAGACUUGGUAUACCAAAUAAUAACAAUAUCGAUGAACGUACAUCUAGUAAUGUUUCUUACUAUAAUUAUUGUAGAGGAGCGGUUACCUAAAGUACCCUCGAUAUGUUUAUUAUGCAAAUUUACUAUUCAACAGCUUAUUAUACUCAAAUGUAUAGUUAAAAAAAAUAAGUCACCCUGUAAAUCUAAACGAAACAAAUUAAAUGUAAGACAUAUAAUGCCGAUAAAAAAUAAUUUCAAUGCGUCAAGUGAAUCUUUGCAACUAAAUCCCGACGAUAGUGAAGAUUUGGAUGAAAGUGCGGUACAAGUUGAACGUAUUAAAAUGGACAUUUACAAAAGUGCUGGUCUAAAUCAAUACCAAGGCUGUGUGGAUUCUAUGGAAAGAGUAUUCGAAUGACCUUCACUCAUACAAUCUUAUCAAUAUUUUUAUAAAAAUAUUAUGUUUUGUGUAAAAGGUUGUAAAAAAGUAAUAUUAUCUACCUGCUUAGGUACCUAUUGAGAUCAUAGAACGUAGUUAGUAUACUUACAUUAUAUUUAAAUUUAUUAACAACUAGCUGACCCGGCGAACUUCGCACCGCCUAACAGUCGAUUCUUUAAAUUUUUCUAAAUACUUAUUCUGCUAUUCAAGACACUGGGUCAGCUAGUAAGAUAAAAAAAGAAAGUUGAUAAGUCAUCUCAAUCCUUUGUUCUUUACACAAAGCUUCGCAAAU
Messenger RNA from Manduca sexta (tobacco hornworm), 1580 nucleotides. RefSeq names its product peripherin-2. Gene Ontology annotation, cellular component: membrane. The record is from RefSeq and is a predicted model, not a curated record. Bases 218 to 1267 code for a protein of 349 amino acids. The transcript is spliced from 7 exons. NCBI's taxonomy places the organism in Eukaryota, Metazoa, Arthropoda, Insecta, Lepidoptera, Sphingidae.